Cryptomeria japonica (Japanese cedar) is the source of this 3913-nucleotide messenger RNA. RefSeq lists its product as uncharacterized. Gene Ontology annotation, molecular function: zinc ion transmembrane transporter activity. The transcript has 2 exons. The record is from RefSeq and is a predicted model, not a curated record. Bases 361 to 3234 code for a protein of 957 amino acids. NCBI's taxonomy places the organism in Eukaryota, Viridiplantae, Streptophyta, Pinopsida, Cupressales, Cupressaceae. Gene Ontology annotation, biological process: transmembrane transport; zinc ion transport; intracellular zinc ion homeostasis. Gene Ontology annotation, cellular component: membrane; Golgi apparatus.
UCUCCAAAUAUACCCAAAACUAAAUAAAAAUUUGCAGAGGUAUGUAAAUUUCACCAUUACAACUGUUGCAGAAAAAUACAAAGAAAUUUGCAGAGAUAUACUUUUUCCUCAUGUCACUUCUAUCAUUUGGAACGGACAGAAAAAUAAUAAACCUCGAAUUUUAAGUAUCUUUACCGGGUCAACACAAAUUCCUCUUCCUACUCGGCCGUCCGAGAAUGGAUCGAGCGGUGUUAUGUCCUGAUUUGUUUAAUCAAAUGAGAAGAUAAAACAAUUUGAAUCAUUGUCUCCUGGUUUCAAUCUGUCUUAGUGAAGUAUCACAACCAGCAAAGUUAUAGAGACAGAAAUUGCCAUAAAAUUGUAAUGAGGGCAUCUGCAGAGCGGCCGACGCAGCUGCGUCUCUCUGUGCCCGCGCGUCCGCCGCUACGGGCGCCAUCUUCUUCUUCUUCUUCCUCCUCCUCCUCUUCCCUUCGACAUUACCCGUCAUUCCCUUAUACCCCAUCAUCAAAGCCCUUUCCUUUCAGCCCUGCCGCAACUCCGACCCCUUCCAAGCGACCAGGGGCCAAAGUAUGGCUGCCAUGGCUCUGCACGCUGCUUCAUCUGGCAUCUCUCUAUUGGCUCAAUACGACCACAUCACUGCAUCCAGUGACCUUCACCUUCCUGGCACUUCUACUGUCGGCAGUGCUCACAGCGAUGCAGCAGCAGCCGCCCCCAUGGAACCGCCCACUGACGGGCCUGCAGCGGGGCACGCUGGUGGUGGACGGUGCUGCGGUGGCUCUGCUCUUUUUCCUCCGCUUCGUGGGUUGCAGAGCUUGCGGUCCCAUGGAGGCCAUUCUUGCUGAAUUCGCCGGUGCCCUAGCUGGCAAAGCACUGCUUGGAAAGUCGGGAGAUCGCGGGAAACGAAUUAGGGGUUUAGUGGCUCUGGUGACCGGAUCUUUUCUUCUGUCGCGGGGAUGGGACCGCGCGGGUUGUUUUCCGGCGGGGAAUUAUGCUUCCGCUGCUGCGUUUUCAUGUGACCGACUGUUUCGGCUGGCAGUGCCGCUCGCGGCAGGAGUAAUGGCUUCGCUAGAGAAAUCUUGCGCCAAUCGGAGCUCAAUUCGUCAUCUUGGUAAGCGACGUAUACGCCUGAUUUCUCUGUCAAUUGCUGCCGCAAUUCUUUUUCCGUUUGCGGUUACUAGCUUCUUUCUCUGGGAUUGGAACCCUGGACCUGUUUAUAUUUCCUCGGGGGCAUUGGUUGGAAGUGUGGCGUUGGGCGUGGUGGCGUCCUUUUAUGGCGAAACUUACAGCGAAGAGAAACUCCUAGUGCCGCCUUUGUCGCCCAAGCCAUUUUUUAUGACUGUGUGCUGUUUGUGCGGCCUGGAGCUUGUUUUCGGCCUGGAGUUAUCACUUUUAGGGUUUUUGUUAUGUUCUUUCAUUCUGUGGAUUGCCGUCAGAGAUCUGGGAUCGCCCUCUAGCUGGAUGGCUUACUCGAUUCUCGAAUCAGAUCCCUCUGAUGCGUUUUUAUCCUUGGUGAAGAACCCGCUGCAUCAUAUUCUCAGCGAAAGAAAGUCGAGGAAAAUUGCAAUUUUCCUUUUAAUCAAUGCGGCAUUUAUGGUGGUUGAGUUUGUUUCUGGUUUUAUGAGUAACAGCCUGGGUCUUAUUUCAGACGCCUGCCAUAUGCUGUUUGAUUGUGCGGCCCUUGCGAUUGGACUGUAUGCAUCGUAUAUUUCUCGGCUUCCUGCAAACGGCAAGUUCAAUUAUGGGUAUGGGAGAUUUGAGGUUUUGUCUGGGUAUGUGAAUGCUGUGUUUUUGGUGCUUGUUGGCUCGCUUAUUGUGUUGGAGUCUCUGGAAAGGAUUUUGGAUCCGCAAGAAAUUUCUACAGAAAGCUUGCUGCUUGUUUCUGUUGGAGGGCUUCUAGUAAAUAUUGUGGGGUUGGUGUUUUUUCACGAGGAGCAUCAUCAUGCCCAUGUUGGCGGUAGCUGUUCUCAUUCUAAUGGAACUCACUCUCACACCCAUUCGCAUGAAACCCAUGACCAUGAUCACCAUUCUCAUGGUCAUAGCCACACCUGCACAAUUAAGACCGUUCCCUGCAGCGUGGAGGACAAGCAUUUUGUCAGUUGUGAGAAGAGUGGAUCAAAUUCCUCAAAUAAUUUCCGUGAAGAUCAUGACGUUCAUAAAGUAGGGCAUGCCAAUAUGCAAGAGGACCAUCCCAAAUCUCAUAUACAUACAGGCCACAAUCACGGGGAGGGGGAGAGUCACCAUCAAAGUUUGCAAGGUGACAAUUGUAAAGGGCAUGGUCAUAUUAACCAGGCCGAACAGAUCACCUGUGAGCAGCACCAACUAGUGGUGUCAUCACACAAACAUGAGGGCCACAGCCACCUUAGUGAACAUGAUCAUCAGAUUCAAAGUGACCAUGAUCAUUUGAAUAGAAAAGAAGGCUUAAUGCUGGACAAGCAAGCAAAAGAUGUGUGCGUAGCUCACCAUGAUGAACAGCAUCACAAUUGCAAACAUGAUCACGAUCAUGGACAUGCUCAUUCUGAUUCUCCUUCACAUUUGGGGCAUAGCCAUCCUCACUUGGAGGAUAGCCAUUCACAUAACCAUUCUCACUUGGAGGAUAGUCAUUCACAUGGCAAUUCUCAUUUGGAGCAUAGCUGUUCACACAGUAAUUCUCAUUUGGAGCACAGACAUUCGCAUAGCAAUUCUCAUUUGGAGCAUAAUCAUUCUCACUUGAAGCCUAGCCAGUCGCAUAGUGAUUCUCAUUUGGAGCAUAGCCAUUUGGCAGAAAAUCAUUCAUCCAAAGAGCAUCGUCAUAUUGAUCACAAUAUGGAGGGAAUUUUCUUGCAUGUACUUGCUGAUACCUUGGGGAGUGUAGGAGUGGUAGCUUCUACUCUUGUGAUAAAAUACAAAGGUUGGCUUAUAGCAGAUCCAGCCUGUUCGAUAUUCAUAUCCAUUUUGAUUAUUUCAUCUGUCAUUCCUCUGCUCAGGAACGCUGCUGAAAUCCUGUUGCAGAGAGUACCUAGAGUCAAUGAGCAUGACAUAAAGCAGGCGCUUAGAGAUAUACAGAGAAUACAAGGUGUCCAUGACUUCCAAAAUAUGCAUGUUUGGAGCUUCACAAACAAGGAAGUUGUAGGGACUCUUCAUCUUCACAUUUCAGCUGAAAGUGAUAAAUCUUCAAUUGGGACUCAAGUAACCCAAUUGCUACGUGAUGCUGGAAUCAAGGAUUCGACGCUUCAAAUGGAAUAUGCAGUAAAUUCAUAGGCAAUGGUUUCAAGCACAAUUUACUUCGGCUGUUCAGAAUUGAUCCGCUUCCUGGUAUCUUCAGAUCCAUAUUUAGAAACAUGGAAAUCUGGCUGAGCAAUCUUGCCAUUAGGUGUCUUGGAAGCACUCUGGAUGCUGACUUCAUAUGUAAACAACUAGCAGAGUUUCAUCAAUGGUUGAAUCAAAGCUGAUCUGUCACUGGCAGGUGGUUGGUAGCUAUGGGUUAUCUUAUUUUGAUUAAUUUUGCUUGGAAGUUACGGGAUGCAUUGACCUUCAAAGUACCAUUAAAGAGCAAGUCCCUAGAUUGUGCCAAAUAUUGUGCUGCUUUGCCAUACAACUGUCAAAAAAAUGGAUUGAUAGAUAGGUUUUUGCUUGAGCGGAUGACUGAUAACAGCCGAAUGAGCUUUUAUGUUUUGUUAAUUACCACUAUUUUAUAAACCAUCCAGUUCUUGUACAGGACUUAUGUGUGCUUUGACAAGUACCAUUAAAGAGCAAUGGCCUAUAUUGUGCCAAAUGUUGUGCUGAUCUGCACGUAUGGUUGUCAGAAAAAAAGAAUUGAUAGACAGGUUUUUGCUUGAGCUGAUGACUUAUAACAGCUGGAUGAGCUCUUACAUGUGCCCUGACAAAUCAUCUUUUAUAUUCUCCCAGGAAGAAACAUCAUCACUUGUUACAACAAUCA